Messenger RNA from Arabidopsis arenosa, 798 nucleotides. The record is from the annotation of a GenBank genome assembly. NCBI's taxonomy places the organism in Eukaryota, Viridiplantae, Streptophyta, Magnoliopsida, Brassicales, Brassicaceae.
AGCAAGCUGAGAAAUAACUUUUUAAACAAGAGAGAGAUAAAGAAGAGCUAAAGAGAGAGAUGAAAAUGAUGCAAGAGGAGAACCGAAAAGGUCCAUGGACAGAACAGGAGGACAUACUUCUGGUUUGAACAGAACAGGAAAGAGUUGCAGGCUAAGGUGGGUUAAUUACCUUCAUCCUGGUCUCAAACGCGGGAAGAUGACGCCUCAAGAAGAGCGCCUCGUCCUUGAGCUUCACGCAAAGUGGGGAAACAGGUGGUCUAAAAUAGCCCGAAAAUUACCGGGUCGAACGGAUAACGAGAUAAAGAAUUACUGGAGGACUCAUAUGAGGAAGAAAGCUCAAGAAAAGAAGCGUCCUGUUUCCCCAACUUCCUCAUUUUCCAACUGCAGCUCUUCAUCUAUGACCACUACCACCACCAAUACUCAAGAUACAUCGUGCCAUUCGCGGAAAUCUUCAGGGAAAGUGAGCUUUUACGACACUGGAGGAUCCCGAUCCACGGGGGAGAUGAUGAGUCAAGAAACCGAAGACAUAUACUCAAUGGAUGAUAUAUGGAGAGAGAUUGAUCACUCAGCAGUAAACAUAAUAAAACCGGUUAAAGACAUCUACUCAGAACAAAGCCAUUGCUUAAGUUACCCAACUUUGGCUUCUCCAACAUGGGAAAGCUCAUUGGAUUCUAUAUGGAACAUGGAUGCAGAUAAAAGUAAGAUGUCGUCUUCCUUUGCAAAUGAUCAGUUUCCUUUCUGUUUCCAACACAGUAGAUCACCAUGGUCGCCAGGUUAAAAUUAAGAUUUAAUUCAUUG